Messenger RNA from Aureobasidium melanogenum CBS 110374, 1674 nucleotides. Its product is annotated as NCS1 nucleoside transporter. Gene Ontology annotation, molecular function: nucleobase transmembrane transporter activity. Gene Ontology annotation, cellular component: plasma membrane. Gene Ontology annotation, biological process: transmembrane transport; nucleobase transport. NCBI's taxonomy places the organism in Eukaryota, Fungi, Ascomycota, Dothideomycetes, Dothideales, Saccotheciaceae. The record is from RefSeq and is a predicted model, not a curated record. The coding region runs from base 1 to 1674 and encodes 557 amino acids. The transcript has 3 exons.
AUGAGUCGAACUUCGUUGGCAAAGCGCCUAGCACGCCGCAUUGAGGUGCAAAGAGAUACCGACACUGAUGUCGACAUUUACGUCAACAAAGAUACGCGACCACUUCCUCCCUCGCGGCGAACAUACGGUCCAUGGGAGUUCGUUGGGCUAUGGAUGGUAACAGGAUCGUUUAAUGUUGGUGGCUGGGCUACAGGCUCUUCCGUCAUCUCCUUGGGCCUCAAUGUCUGGCAAGCUAUGCUUGCCAUUAUCAUAGCAAACACUUUUGUUGGGCUUGUAUGUAUUGCCGGCGGCCAUCCUGGUGCAAAGUGGCAUAUAGGCUUUCCAUUAUGGAUGAAGCAAAACUGGGGCAUCUGGGGUUAUCUGUUUCCGAUGGCUAUCCGUGUAUUUCUCUCCUUCGUCUGGACUGCAACGAAUACCUGGUAUGGCAGCCAAUGUCUUCGAGUCUUCUUGACAUGUAUUUGGCCGUCUUUUCUCAAGCUGGACACAGAGCUGGCAAAUGGAGCAAUGAAGGUCUACGACUUUGUCUCCUUCAUCAUUUACUUUUUGCUUUGCUUGCCCCUUAUCUGGUUCAGCCCUGAGAAGUACAAGAAGCCUUUCUUGAUUGCUUCGACCACCGUUGCAACUACUGUGUUUGUGCUCCUGAUAUGGUCUGUCGUUCGUGCUGGUGGAGGAGGAGCACUCCUUACAGAUGUGGGAGCAGUCUCCGGCCACGAGCCAGCCAAAGGAAGUGCUCUAGGAUGGGCUUUCGUCGCAGCGGUCACUGCCAAUAUAGGCAGCAUUGCCACGCACAUGUGGUCGCAAUCAGACUAUACCAGAUAUGCGCGCAAGCCCGGUGAUCAAGUGCUCGCUCAACUGGUCAUGGUGCCUCUUGGAACCAUUGUUGUGGCUUGCAUUGGGAUUGUCUGCACAUCUUGUGCUGCCACGCUUUACCCACAGGAGAAAAAACUGCUGUGGCAGCCAUACGCCUUCCUUGAUGCAAUUCGCGAGCACGAAGGCACCAGUAGUGCACGAGCCGGAGUAGCAUUUGCCGCAAUAGCCUUCAUGUUCUCCCAAUUCGGUAUGGUUGUGGCAUCAAACUGCGUGGUGGCAGGAAUCGGCCUGGCCGCUUUGCUUCCGCGAUGGUUUACCAUUCGUCGUGGAGGCUACCUCACAGUCGCCUUCGUCUUCGUACUCCAACCGUGGUCUCUACUAAACAGUGCAACCAACUUCCUGACUGUAGUCGGAAGUUUCAACGUCUUUCUUGGUCCCUUGAUGGGCAUCAUGUUCGCAGACUACUUCCUCCUAAGGAAGACUAACAUCAAGCUCACCGAGCUCUUUUCCAACGACCCUACCAGUAUCUACUGGUACACCAAAGGGUGGAAUUGGCGGGCAGCGAUUGCAUGGGUUCUAGGAGCUUCUUUCCUUAUGCCUGGACUUGUACAAAGAGCUGUCGACCCAAAAGGCUUUUGGCCAGGAUGGACCAGACUUUAUCAAUUGGCAUGGUUCUUUGGUUGCUUAGUGUCUGGGAUCGCAUAUUUGGUGCUCGAUCACUUCUGGCCUAUGUCUGAGAAGCUGGCAGUCGACGACCUGGACUACUUUGGCACCUUCGGAGACCCGCCGAUCAUCACGGAUGCAUUUGCUGUUGAUGCUGAUUGCAAGGACAUUGUUAUGCACACGAAAGGAAUAGAUGUGUAG